AUGUCAAUGGAGGCAAUGUCCGUAUUGACGGCCAAGGCGCCCAGCCGAGUUAUCAGCAAGUGUCUGCGCAUUGUGGAACUCCUGCUUUCCAAACCACAGUCCCGCGAGCAGCUCCUCAACCCUCUCACCCUUGCCAUCGAACUCUUGAGUGUCCUGCACCGCGUCAUCCUCACUCGUGACGGCGAGUUGCACAGCAUGAAACAGGAACUAUUAUAUCGGUUCCUCUAUUUCCCGCGCAACCGUCGAAUAUCCUCCCGGGAACUAGCCUCCGUCGCACCUGAUGCUGGAUCUGCUGAUGUGGGCGAUUUUGGACAUGGCAACCCGAGCGUCUCCUCUGCGGAUGCUUGGUGCUCCUCUGCUUCUCAGACACUAGAGGAGCUCACUGCUUUCCUC
This is a messenger RNA of Dibothriocephalus latus, 393 nucleotides long. The record is from the annotation of a GenBank genome assembly. NCBI's taxonomy places the organism in Eukaryota, Metazoa, Platyhelminthes, Cestoda, Diphyllobothriidea, Diphyllobothriidae.